AUGGCCGCUCAUCCGUUCAAAUUCUUGCUGGUGGCGUCCGCCGCCGUCGCCAUGCUGCUUUCGCCGACUGGCCAGUCCGGGUUGCCGGGCCUUGCACAGGCACAGGCGCAGAGCGUGGUUUCCGUCGGCCGCAACACCUCGGGCAGCGAGCGCAUCAUGCUCGGACUCGACAAGUCGCUGGUGAUCGACCUGCCUGCCGAUGCCCAUGACAUUCUGGUCGCCAAUCCGGCGGUCGCCGACGCGGUCUCCCGGACCGCGCGGCGCAUCUACCUUUUUGGCAAGUCCGUCGGCGAAACAAACAUCUUCGUCUUCGACCGCAAUGGCGAACAGCUGGUCAGUCUCGAUCUGCGCGUCGAACGCGAUGUCGCCGGGCUCGACCGCUAUCUGGAGCGGUUCAUUGCAGGGUCGGACAUCAAGACCGAGAUCAUCAACGACAAUAUCGUCCUGACCGGCACGGUCCAGACGCCGCAGGACGCUGCCAAGGCGGCCCAGCUUGCGGAAAUCUUCGUCAAGGGCGGCGAUGCCACCACCCAGGAAACCGGCUUCUUCUUCGGCCGGCUGGGCAACAGCCAGAUCGUCAAUCUGCUCGAAAUCACCGGCGGAGACCAGGUGACGCUGAAGGUCACGGUGGCCGAAAUUCAGCGUUCGGUCAUGAAGCAGCUCGGCACCAGCCUUUCGGUGACCGGCUCGAGCGGCGACAUCACCUUCGGCGUCGUAAACGAGGGCAGCUACGGUGCCCACGGCAAGCCGUUGAACGGCAACGGACUGAGCCUUGGCGGCAAUUUCAGCGGCGGCGGCUUUGGCAGUGUGAAUCUCAACGCCCAGUUCCGCGCCAUGGAAGAGGCCGGCGUCAUGAAGACGCUCGCCGAACCGACCCUGACCGCCGUGUCGGGCGAAAAGGCGAUCUUCCGCGCCGGCGGCGAAUACAACAUCGUCAAUGGCUCCAGCGUCGACGACGAUGGCCGCGUCAUCGUCAAUUACCGGCAGAUCGACUACGGUGUCGGCCUCGAAUUCACGCCGGUCGUCCUGUCGCCGGGCCGGAUCAGCCUCCAGAUCCGCACCUCGGUCUCCGAGCCCACCUCGGAAGGCUCGGUCAGUGGCCUUGCCGGCAAUGUCAGCGUCCUUUCGCUGCGCAAGCGGCUCGCUGACACGACCGUCGAGCUGCCGUCGGGCGGCUCGAUGAUGAUUGCCGGCCUGCUGCGCGACGAUGUCCGCCAGGUCGUCUCUGGCUUUCCCGGACUGUCCAAGGUGCCGGUCCUGGGCGCGCUGUUCCGCAGCCAGGACUAUAUCCGCGCCGAAACCGAGCUUGUGAUCGUUGUCACGCCCUAUCUGUCGCGACCGGUCGCCGCAUCGCAACUUGCGCGUCCGACCGACAAUUUCAAUCCGCCAUCCGAUGCCCAGGCCGCACUGCUGACCCGUGUCAACCGCAUCUAUGGCAGCCAGUCCCAAGAACCGCCGCCCGGCCGCUACCACGGCGCGAUCGGCUUCAUCUACAACCUUUUGGCCGGUUGCGCGACCGGCACCGACAAUAUCGCCGUCAGUUCGGUUUCGGACGAUUAUCGCACCAACCAUCCGAUCGUCAUCUCGGAGCGGGAGCAGACGCUCGACGUGGCCGUGGCCAGCGGCGCCCGCACGCUCAACCCGGCGACGCAAAGCAACAUCACCGCCUUCGCCCGCACCUUCAAACAGUCGCGGACCGGCGUUCUGCAUGUCCUGCUGCCGUCCAACUCGCCCAACGAGCACGCCGCCGAUCGUGUGCGCGAAACCAUCAUCGAUGCGAUCGAGCGAGGCGGCGCCAGCCGCAACGACGUGUCGAUCCAGCACUAUGAUGCCAGCGGGCAUGGCGCCGCCGCUCCGGUCCGGCUGUCCUUCCACGGUGUCACCGCCGACGUUCCGAAACCCUGCGGUCAGUGGACCGGGAACCUGGCCGAGACCGCGCAGAACCGCCACUACAGCGAUUUCGGCUGCUCCACCCAGAAAAACCUCGCCGCUCAGAUCGACAAUCCGAACGACCUUCUUGGGCCCCGUGCGAUGUCGCCGAUCGACGCCGCCCAGCGCGGUGUGGUGAUCGGCACCUAUCAGAGCGGGCCGACCGGAAAGGCCUCCGAGUCCUUGGCGGCGGCGCCCGAAGAGGCCGAUGCGCUUCAGCAGGUGCGGCCGGUGCCGCGCAUUUCCGUGCAGGCGUUCUGCGAGACCCAGGCCGUGGCAUCGACCAUCGAGCGCAUGGCCGAAGACAGGCGGAUGUCGAAGGCGCAGACGCGCGUCUACAUGGGCGGUCUUGCCGCGGCCGUCGAAUUCUACCAGACCGCACCCACGCCCAAUCUGAUCUUUAUUGAAAUCGCCUGCGGCCGCGACGAACUGAUGGCGCGGCUCAACGAACUGGCCGAUGUCUGCGAUCCUUCCAGCCGCGUCGUCAUCAUCGGCCAUCACAACGACAUUGCGCUCUACCGCGAGCUGAUCCGCGCGGGCAUUUCCGAGUACAUGGUCGCGCCGGUCUCGCUUGCCGAUCUGAUGAGCACGAUUUCGGGUCUGUUCGCCGAUCCCGAAGCCGAUCCGAUCGGACGGUCGAUCGCCUUUGUCGGUGCCAAGGGCGGCGUCGGCGCCUCGACCAUCGCCCACAAUGUGUCCUGGGCGAUCUCGACACUGUUCGAGAACGAGGUCGUGGUCGUCGACAUGGACCUGCCCUUCGGGACAGCCAACAUCAACUUCGACCAGGAUCCCGCGCAGGGCAUUGCCGAAGCCGUUUUCUCGCCCGAGCGUCUGGACGAGGUUUAUCUGGACAGGCUGCUCGCCAACUGCGCCGAGAACCUGUCGCUUCUGGCGGCGCCGUCGACGCUGGAUCGUUCCUACGAUUUCGGCGCCGAUGCCUUCGGCAACCUGAUCGACAUCGCACAGCGCACCGCGCCGGCGGUUGUUCUCGACGUGCCGCACGGCUGGAACGGCUGGACCAAGGCGACGCUCACCCAUGCCGAUGAAGUGGUGAUCGUCGCCGCUCCGGAACUGGCAAAUCUGCGCAAUACCAAGAACCUGAUCGACACGUUGCGCGGACUGCGUCCGAACGACUCGCCGCCGCGGUUGGUGAUCAACCAGGUCGGCGUGCCCAAGCGGCCGGAAAUCUCCGUUGGCGACUUCAGCGAUCCGCUCGAGGUCGAGCCGGCGGCCGUCAUUCCGUUCGACGCGCAGCUUUUCGGCAACGCCGCCAAUUCGGGCCGCAUGCUGGCCGAAACCGAUGCCGCGAGCCCCGUGGUGGCCACGCUGGGCCAACUCGCUCAUCUGGUGACGGGCCGCUCGGUGUCCGUGCCCAAACACAAGCCCGGACUUCAGGCGCUGCUGGCGCGGCUGAAGAAGCACAGCGGGAACGGCCGGACGGGCCGGUUCGGCGGGAUCGACGCACGACGCCCCUCCCAGCGCAACGAAUCAUAUUACGACACCAAGACGCAGGUUUUCUCCGCGCUGAUCGAAACGAUCGAUCUGUCGCAGCUCGCCAAGCUUGAUGGUGACAGUGCGCGCGAGGAAAUCCGCGACAUCGUCAACGACAUCAUCGCGAUCAAGAACUAUGCGAUGUCGAUCGCCGAGCAGGAGGAGCUGCUCGAGGACAUCUGCAACGACGUUCUGGGCUACGGCCCUCUCGAGCCUCUGCUGGCCCGCGACGAUAUCGCCGACAUCAUGAUCAACGGGCCGGACAGCGCCUAUAUCGAAGUGGACGGCAAGGUCCAACACGCCGACGUCAAGUUCCGCGAUGCCCAGCAAUUGCUUUCCGUGUGCCAACGGAUCGUCAGCCAGGUGGGCCGGCGUGUCGACGAAUCGAGCCCGAUCUGCGACGCGCGUCUCGCCGACGGCAGCCGCGUCAACGUCAUCGCCCCGCCACUGGCCAUCGACGGCACCGCACUGACGAUCCGCAAAUUCAAGAAGGACAAGCUGACGCUCGAUCAGCUGGUCAAUUUCGGAUCGAUCUCGCCUGAGGGUGCCACGCUGCUCCAGAUCAUAGGCCGGGUGCGCUGCAAUGUGGUGAUUUCCGGCGGCACGGGCUCGGGCAAGACGACGCUUCUCAACUGCCUGACGCGCUACAUCGACGAGGAUGAGCGCAUCAUCACCUGCGAGGAUUCGGCAGAACUGCAGCUGCAGCAGCCGCAUGUCGUGCGGCUUGAAACCCGCCCGCCCAACCUCGAGGGCGAAGGCCAGAUCACCAUGCGCGAUCUCGUCAAGAACUGCCUUCGCAUGCGUCCCGAGCGGAUCAUCGUCGGCGAGGUGCGCGGACCGGAAGUGUUCGACCUGCUGCAGGCCAUGAACACCGGCCAUGACGGGUCCAUGGGCACCAUCCACUCCAACUCGCCCCGCGAAUGUCUCAGCCGUAUCGAAUCGAUGAUCGCCAUGGGCGGCUUUUCGCUGCCCCAGCGCACCGUGCGCGAAAUCAUCGUCGGCUCGGUCGACGUCAUCGUUCAGGCGGCACGCCUGCGCGACGGCUCGCGCCGGAUCACCCACAUCACCGAGGUGGUCGGCAUGGAAGGCGACGUGAUCAUCACCCAGGACCUGAUGCUUUACGACAUGCAGGGUGAGGACACCAACGGCAAGAUCCUCGGCAAGCACCGCUCGACCGGCAUCGGCCGUCCGGCCAUGUGGGACAGGGCCCGUUACUACAAUGAGGAGCAGCGUCUGGCGGCGGCGCUCGAUUCCAUGGAAACGGUCCAGAACUGA
Effrenium voratum is the source of this 4695-nucleotide messenger RNA. The record is from the annotation of a GenBank genome assembly. NCBI's taxonomy places the organism in Eukaryota, Dinophyceae, Suessiales, Symbiodiniaceae.